Tilletiaria anomala UBC 951 is the source of this 591-nucleotide messenger RNA. RefSeq names its product putative GIM3-Gim complex component. Bases 94 to 486 code for a protein of 130 amino acids. Gene Ontology annotation, biological process: protein folding. The transcript is spliced from 3 exons. Gene Ontology annotation, cellular component: cytoplasm; prefoldin complex. The record is from RefSeq and is a predicted model, not a curated record. NCBI's taxonomy places the organism in Eukaryota, Fungi, Basidiomycota, Exobasidiomycetes, Georgefischeriales, Tilletiariaceae.
CUGGGACACAGCUUCAUAUGCUGGAAUCUCAGGCGAAGCAAUAAGUGGGGCCCCUGCGUUUCAGGCAGCAACAUCCCAUGGAAGGUUGCGAAAAUGCGCAUGCUCAAUGAAGCCGACGAUAAUGAUGUAUCAGUCUCUUGGGCAGAUCAGCAGCGCAUCAACAAAUUCUCCCGCACGAUCUCCAAGCUGCAAGAUGUCGAGUAUGACCUGAAGCUGAAGCGGGACGAAAAGGAGGCGCUGGAUGAUCUGGCUAUGGAGUUCGAGCUGGUCGACGAGGACGACAAGGUUCUGUACAAGAUCGGAUCAACAUUCGUACAUGUGCCUCAAGCACAGGCGCUAGAGAUGCUGGAGAGGGACAACAAGAAGGUCGAGGAAGAGAUCGAACAGCUCGGCUCAGCAGCCGACUCUUGUAACGAGGAGAUGAAGAAACUAAAAGUCGAAUUGUACGCCAAGUUUGGGAACAACAUCAACCUCGAAAGAGACUGAAAUAUUGACGCUCAUCGCAUGGAGCCAUGCACGCAUAAUUCUGUAGACGGCCGCCUGCCAUCACUGUAUCAUAUCUCCACCCGACUCAUAUGCAUGUUUAAAAGA